CGGGAAUAGGUAAAAGCAAUCUUGUAUUAUCGUUCGUUCGUGGUUGGAUUCAAAAAUGUACAUUCAUUUGCUCAACCCGAAUUGUGUUAAUUGUGUUUUCUAUCGCAAUUGGAAAUACCAAUAUCAGUAGGUAUAAACUCACCGUUUCACUAAUAUUGUAGCCCAACGACUUUAUGUAAUACACGGGAAAUAGCCAAGCUUGAAUUAUAUCAAAUGAUAAAUCGCGAUAAUUGGUGACUCUUCGGUGCACAACACACAAACUAUACCAAGUAGAGCAUUAUUACUAUUGUUUUCUAUUAAAACAGUCAUUCCAAAACGGGCAAAUUUAUCUAUUAUAUCACACAUUGCUUGUAAACGACGCACGUGACUCGAGCCAAUAGAAAUAAUUGGUUCUGUCGGUUUUUUGUAUUAGCUACGACAUUCUCUAUCUAUUUGAUUUCGUUUUCAACGGCAAUACUUGAGGUGUGAUGGAUGUGUGUCUUCAGAAAUGCACAAAUGGCUGCAAUUGCCGGCCACUCCGACGGACGACCCACUGGCCACUGUUUAUCCCAUCAACCAGUACAGAAAAUCUCACGUGUACGCUGUCACCAGAAUAAAUCCAAUUUACGUGGACGACGAGCACCGCGGCGGCGCGUCAUGGGACAAGAGCCGUGGCAGUUCCGGGUACGAGAGCCAACCGCACUCGGACCACUCGAGUCUGGACAAGUCGUCGCCGCCCGCCACGCAGAGCCUGAGGUCGGCCGGCUCGCCGCCCGGUUCGUCGCGGUCGUCGUCGGGCAAGUCCAGUCAAAAGCCGGUCGAGCCGUGGCUGUCGCCGAUCAAGGAGGGCGUCAUGGACGCGCACGAGUACUGCAUACCGCGGCCGGUGUGGCCCGGCUACGGCGGUGACGCGGUGCACGCGUACCCGGACCCCGAGCGCAUACCCAGGGUCCGGUGUUGCAGGCACUGCGCCCGUUGCAAGUGUCGCAGGACCGGCGGCGGCGGCAGCAGCAGCAAUUCCGGGUACUCGUCGGCGUGCAGCGGCGGGACGAUCAGCACCAUCAGCAGCGGCGGCGGCGGAAGGCCCAACGCAGGCGCCGGCGAAGGCACGGGCUCCUCGGACGAGGUGUCGCCUUCUUCCGGCACGGUGUCCGUCAAGUCCAACACGCCGUCCGAGCUGGACGCCCGCCGGCAUUACCACUCCGGCGCCGGCAAGACGCAGGCCAACGACUGGAACUCGAUGAUCGACCUGAGGCUCAACCAAAAGACUGAUAAUCUACAAUACGAUUGCGGAGCGGUGUUACGCGGACUCCAAUUCACUCUGGACGCACAACAAGCGGAAAAGUUAAUGCAGAAGAUCAAAGUGAGCAAAAAACAACGCUGCUGGUGUCGCGUGGUCACGGCGUGCUUGGGUCUGUUCAUGUUCAUUGUGUCCGUAGUCACUGUCAGCCUUGCGCUCACCAGAGGACAGAAAAUGUUUGGCUCUCUCUGAACGGCCAUGAUCAAAAAAAAAAAAACCAUCAAAA
Adelges cooleyi (spruce gall adelgid) is the source of this 1505-nucleotide messenger RNA. RefSeq lists its product as uncharacterized. The record is from RefSeq and is a predicted model, not a curated record. The coding region runs from base 488 to 1471 and encodes 327 amino acids. NCBI's taxonomy places the organism in Eukaryota, Metazoa, Arthropoda, Insecta, Hemiptera, Adelgidae. The transcript has 4 exons.